AUGGCACACUCCAGCACCAGCAGUUCCAUGCCCUCACCGGCAGCCCAACAAGGAAUCGGCAGCGCCGAGGAUGACGGCGUGACACUCGCCGAUCUCCCCAAAUCCUGGCGUUUCACCUCGGCCCUCCCGGCUGACCCGGAAUACCCUACCCCAGCCGACUCGCACAAGACGCCGCGUGAGCAGAUCGGCCCACGCAUGGUCCGCGGAGCCCUCUUCUCCUGGGUGCGUCCAGAGCGGCAAAGGGAUCCAGAGCUGCUCGGCGUCUCUCCUGCAGCCCUGCGCACCCUAGGCAUCCGACCUUCGGAGGUUCAGACCGACGACUUCCUCCAGACGGCCGUCGGCAACAAACUCCACGGCUGGGACGAGGAGAAGCUCGAGGGCGAGGGCUACCCCUGGGCGCAGUGCUACGGUGGCUUCCAGUUCGGCCAGUGGGCGAACCAGCUGGGCGACGGCCGCGCCAUCAGCCUGUUCGAGGCCACCAACCCCAAGACCGGGGAGAGGUACGAGUUGCAGCUCAAGGGCGCCGGCCUGACGCCCUACUCGCGAUUCGCCGACGGCAAGGCGGUGCUGCGCAGCAGCAUACGCGAGUUUGUCGCCAGCGAGAGCCUGCACGCCCUGGGCAUCCCCACGACGCGCGCCUUGGCACUGAGCCUGUUGCCGCACCAAAAGGUGCGCCGCGAGACCGUCGAGCCGGGUGCUAUCGUCGUUCGCUUCGCACAGUCUUGGAUCAGGCUGGGAACGUUUGAUCUGCUCCGCGCCAGGGGCGACAGGGAACUGAUCCGCAAACUGGCUACCUAUGUGGCCGAGGAUGUUUUUGGUGGAUGGGAGAAGCUACCUGGUCGCCUUGUCGAUCCAGAGAAACCCAGCCUGGAAGAGUCUUCGCCAGCCCUAGCGUCUAUGGUCGAACCUUCUGCAGAAGAUUCAUCGAAAACCCCAAUACGCCGCGGAAUCCCUCAAGCCGAAGUAGAGGGCCCCUCUGAGACGGCUGAAAAUCGGUUCGUCCGUCUGUACCGAGAAAUAUGCCGUCGCAACGCCAUCACGGUCGCCCACUGGCAGGCCUAUGGGUUCAUGAACGGCGUAUUAAACACGGACAACACAUCAAUCAUGGGCCUGUCCAUGGACUACGGCCCUUUUGCGUUCGUCGACGUCUUCGAUCCUUCCUACACGCCUAACCACGACGACCACUCGCUGAGGUACAGCUAUCGAAACCAACCCACUAUUAUUUGGUGGAAUCUCGUCCGUCUGGGUGAGGCACUUGGCGAACUGCUCGGCGCGGGAGCAGAUGUUGACGACCCUAACUUUGUUGACAAGGGCGUCAAGGACGAAGCGGCCGCCGAUCCCAUCAUCAGCCGCGCCGAGGCCCUCAUCACGCAGGUCGGCACCGAGUACCGCGCCGUGUUCCUCGCCGAGUACAAGCGCCUCAUGUGCGCAAGGCUCGGGCUGCGGAUGUACAAGGACUCGGACUUUGACAAGCUCUUCAGCGAGCUCCUCGACACCAUGGAGGCGGCAGAGCUCGACUUCCACUUCUUCUUCCGCCGCCUGAGCUCCCUGCCCCUUUCCGACAUCAGCACCGAGGCCGACGCCGAGAAGAGCGCAUCGCUCUUCUUUUACGAAGAGGGUGUCACCGGCGUCCUGGGCGAGGAGAAGGCCAGGAAGCGCGUGGGUGCCUGGCUGUGCACCUGGCGGGACCGCGUCAGGGAGGACUGGGGCGAGCCUCGAGAUGCCGAGCGCAUGGAGGCCAUGAGGCGCGUCAACCCCAAAUUUGUGCCCAGGGGGUGGAUCUUCGACGAGGUGAUCCGGAGGGUGGAGAAGGAAGGCGAGCGUGACGUCCUGAGGCGUCUGAUGCAUUUGUCUCUCAACCCGUUCGAGGAGAGCUGGAACGGCAAGAAUUUCGAUGGUAAAAAGUACGAGGGUGACGAGGCAGAGGAGAAGCGGUGGACAGCCAAUGUUCCCAAGUAUAAGAGAGCAAUGCAAUGUAGCUGCAGCUCUUGA
Molecule: messenger RNA, 1992 nt
Organism: Pyricularia grisea
Lineage: Eukaryota; Fungi; Ascomycota; Sordariomycetes; Magnaporthales; Pyriculariaceae
Exons: 1
Coding region: 1-1992 (663 amino acids)
Source: RefSeq, a predicted model, not a curated record